AUGUCUCUGGAUUGUAGAUGGAGCAAUUCAAGGACAUAUUUGUGGCUUUUCCUACUACAAUGUUGCUUGAAAACGGCGGCUGGCCAGCUCUCCUAUUCCAUCUCCGAGGAGGUAAACCCCGGCACUCCAGUAGGAAAUAUUGCAAAGGACUUAAAUCUGAAUACACACCAGUUGGAGUCCCGUUCGUUUCAGAUUGUUACUGGAUCAAAAAAGAAUUUCUUCGAGGUAAAUCGGAAGACUGGUGUUCUCUAUGUCACUGAGAGAAUAGACAGAGAGGAGCUAUGCUCCGAGGAAAUUAAAUGCCCAGUCAGCGUAGAAGCUGUAAUAAACAACCCUUUGAAGCUUUAUCGCAUUGAUGUGGAGAUUUUAGAUGUCAACGACAAUGCUCCGCUGUUUACCACCAAGGAGCAACAUUUGUACAUAGCAGAGUCUACUUUACCGGGUGUGAAAUUUGCAUUAUCUGAAGCAACUGAUGCAGAUGUGGGUAGAAAUGGGAUUAGUACUUAUAAAUUAAGCCAGGACGAGCAUUUUUCUUUGGCAGUGCACAAAGUAGGUGACAGUGUGUCCGCUGAGUUAGUGCUGCAAAAAGCCUUAGAUCGAGAAAAGCAGCCUGUGAUAACAAUGACACUGAUCGCGGUAGACGGGGGAAAUCCAGCUAAAUCGGGAACAUCACAACUCGUUAUUACAGUGUUAGAUAUUAACGAUAAUAUUCCAAUCUUCAGUGAGUCCCUUUAUAAAGCGAAAAUAACCGAAAACACACCAUUAGGCGCAACAGUAAUCGCUGUGAACGCCACCGAUGCAGAUGAGGGCCUGAACAGUGAGAUAGUUUACUCUUUGAGAAGCAAAGACCAAGAUCAUGUACUUGAUAUCUUUGAAAUUGAACCACACACGGGGGUGAUUAAAGUCAAGGGAAAAAUAGACUUUGAAGAGAGGAAGGCUUUCGAGAUACGUGUUGAAGCCAGUGACAAGGGGCUGCCUCCAAUGUCCACACAUUGCAAGGUUUUAGUAGAGGUAGUGGACCUGAAUGACAAUGCUCCUGAAAUCACGGUGACGUCAUUACAUAAUACAGUGAAGGAAGAUGCAAUUAAAGGUACGGCAGUGGCACUUGUGUCAGUAAUUGAUAAAGAUGGCGGGAAAAAUGGGGACGUCAAUGUCCAGAUUCAAAAAGGGGUUCCAUUCAAACUGGAAACAAACUACAAAAAUUAUUACUCUUUGUUAGUUGAUGGACUCCUAGACAGGGAGAGAGUUUCAAACUACAACGUCACUAUUAUUGGCAGUGAUAAAGGAAGCCCGCCUCUCUCCAGCACAAGUGUACUUUCUAUACGUCUUUCUGAUGUGAAUGAUAACGCACCGUCGUUUCCAGAGUCAACAGUUAACGUGUAUAUGAAAGAGAACAGUGCCACAGGAACAGUGGUGACACGAGUAACUGCAACGGAUGCCGAUACUGGUCAGAAUAGUGAGGUGAGCUAUUCAUUUUUACAAAGUAAAAGUAACACACUGCUGUCAUCUGCAAUGGUGAAUAUCAACUCUCAAACUGGAGACAUAGUCAGCCUGCAGUCUUUUAACUACGAGGAAAAUCAUGUGUCGGCAUUACUCUUUUUUGUGCUGUUGGAUUGUUAUUGGAGAACGGUGUCUGGGCAGCUAUCCUACUCUGUAUCAGAAGAGGUGAACCCGGGGACGUCUGUGGGAAACAUAGCCAAGGAUUUAAACCUGAGCGUCCAUGAGCUGGAAACUCGCAUGUUCCGAAUAGUUUCAGGAUCGAAGAAAAGGUAUUUCGACGUAAAUCUGAAGACAGGAAUACUCUUCGUUAGCGACAGAAUAGAUAGAGAAGAGCUGUGUGCAAAGUCAGCAAAAUGUGCAGUGAGCGUUGAGGCUGUGAUAAAUGCUCCAUUAAAGCUAUAUCGUUUAGACAUAAAUAUUCUAGAUGUGAAUGACAAUUAUCCUAUUUUCAGCACUAAUUCACAAAAUAUAGAAAUAGCUGAAAGCACAUUACCAGGGACUACAUUUCUGGUAUUAUCAGCAUACGAUGCAGAUGUAGAAAAAAAUGACAUCAGUACUUACAAGCUGAGUAAAAAUGAUCAUUUUGCAUUAGCAGUUAACAAAGGAGAAAGAGUGUCUGCUGAAUUAAUCCUCCAGAAACCUUUAGACCGAGAAAAACAGGCUGUAAUUAGACUCACACUGACCGCUGUAGAUGGCGGUGCACCUCCGAAAACCGGAACAUCUCAAUUGAUAAUCAAUGUCUUAGAUAAUAAUGAUAAUGUACCAAUAUUUUCUAAACCACUGUAUAAAACAAGCAUUACUGAGAAUGCACCGUUUGGGUCGUCAAUAAUUGAAGUCACGGCAACAGACAAUGAUGAGGGACAGAACGGAGAGAUUUCAUAUUCACUUAGCAGCCAAGAUCAAGAUCACGUUUUGAACUUAUUUCAGAUUGAUGAGCAUUCAGGACUAUUGACAGUCAAAGGAAACAUUGACUUUGAAUAUCACCCAGCUUUUGAAAUCCGCGUGCAGGCCAGUGACAAAGGCUCUCCCCAAAUGACAUCACAGUGCAAAAUAUUAAUAGAAGUGAUGGACAUAAAUGACAAUGCUCCUGAGAUAUCUGUAACUACGCUCGUUGACACUGUCCAGGAGGAUGCCAAAUUAGGCACAGCUAUUGCACUCGUUUCAGUGCUGGACCGUGAUGGAGGUAAAAAUGGAAUUGUUCACUGUGAAAUUAGUAAUAGCAGACCGUUUAAACUGGAAACAAACUACAAGAACUAUUACUCGUUGGUCGUAGAUGGGCAUCUAGAUAGAGAGAGUAACUCAUUUUUUAAUAUCACAAUUACAGCGACAGAUGAAGGAAUCCCUGCUCUCACAAGCACAAGAGAUUUAGCUGUUUAUGUUUCCGAUAUCAAUGACAACGCUCCUCGCUUCGCUGACGAUGUGUUCAAUGUUUAUUUAAAGGAAAAUAGUCCCGUUGGAGAUGUCUUAAAAACUUUAUCUGCACAUGAUGUCGAUAUUGGUGAGAAUGCCCAAGUGACUUAUUCAAUUGUCAAACGUAAGAGUGAAUCGCGGCCUCUGUCUACAAUGGUAAACAUUAACUCAGAGACUGGAGACAUAGUCAGCCUGCACUUGUUUAUAUCUGUAAUCAUGCCUUUACCGGACAGGACGAGCGUUUUCUGGAUAUAUGUACUGUUCCUGAUACUGGAUUGUUAUCGGAAAACUGUUUGUGGGCAGCUCACUUACUCUGUUGCAGAGGAAGCAAUUGUUGGAACUGUUGUUGGAAAUAUCGCAAAAGAUCUGAACAUCAAUGUACAAGAUUUAGAACGCCGUGCCUUUAAGAUUGACGGAUCAAAGAGGAAAUAUUUCGAGGUAAAUCUGAAGACUGGUGCUAUCUAUGUUAAUGAGAGAAUAGACCGAGAAGAGCUCUGCAGCUAUGAACCAAAAUGUUCACUUACUGUAGAAGCUGUUAUACAUAACCCCUUAAAACUGUAUCGUAUUGAAAUGGUUAUUUUGGACGUGAACGAUAACUCCCCAUUAUUUCUCAGCCAUUUGCAGACAAUUAACAUCACAGAGAGCACGGCAGCAGGAGCUAAAUUCCUCCUGAAACGAGCUCGUGAUGCAGAUGUGGGAAAAAAUUCAAUAAAUACAUACAAACUUAGCCAAAAUGAACAUUUUUCCCUAGUUAUGCAUAAAGGAGAGAGCAUCACCGCCGAAUUGGUGCUUCAGAAAGUUUUAGAUAGAGAAAAACAGUCUGUAAUUCAUCUUACGUUGACCGCUAUAGAUGGGGGAUCUCCCCCUAAAUCAGGAAGCAUGGACAUUACCAUAAACGUUUUAGAUAGUAAUGAUAAUCCUCCUGUUUUUAGCCAAUCAUUAUAUAAAGCUAAUGUGAAGGAAAACGUCAAGAUUGGAACAUCAAUAAUUACCCUGAAUGCUACUGAUGUCGAUGCAGGCCUGAACGGAAAAGUUUCCUAUUCUUUUAUUGAAAUAGACCAGGGACAAGGAAGUGACUUGUUUCGUAUAGAUAAGGAUACGGGAACUGUUAGAAAUAUAAAAAAUAUAGAUUUUGAAGAGAACAAUGUAUUUGAGAUAAGAGUACAAGCAAGUGAUGGAACGUCCACACCUCUUACGUCACAUGCCAAACUACUGAUUGAAGUCUUAGAUGUUAAUGAUAAUGCUCCUGAAAUCACAGUAACGUCGCUGUUAAGCACAGUCAAAGAGGAUGCAUCCACUGGCACUGCUAUUGCUCUUGUUUCAGUUUUUGAUAAAGAUGGAGGAAAAAAUGAGAUAGUGAGCUGUAAAAUAUCCAAUGAUGUCCCCUUUAAACUGGAAUCCAACUAUAAAAAUCACUAUUCGUUGGUUGUGGACGGUCCUCUCGAUCGAGAGAGUGAGCCUCAAUACAACAUAAGUAUCUCUGCAACAGAUGAGGGCAGUCCACCUCUCUCCAGCACGAGCAUCAUUAACGUGCACGUCUCUGAUGUAAACGAUAAUAAGCCUCAUUUCACAGAGGACAUAGUCAAUGUUUUUAUGAAAGAAAACAGCCCAGUAGGAGCUGUCAUCAAAACGGUGUCAGCAGUUGAUGCAGACGUUGAUAGAAACGGUCAGGUGAGCUAUUCAUUUCUACAGAGUAGUUCUUUACCGUCACCUACAAUGGUGAAUAUUAACUCAGAGACUGGAGAUAUAGUCACCCUGCAGUCUUUUAACUACGAGGACAUGCAUUUUUCGAGCAAAUCGAGCUCAGCGUGGAUAUGUCUCGCUGCUGUGGUGUUGGGUUGUUCGCUGGAAGCAGUUUUUGGACAGCUCUCUUACUCAGUGUCAGAGGAGGUGAAUCUGGGGACCGUUGUCGGAAAUAUAGCGAAAGAUUUGAACGUCAAUGUCCAAGACCUUGAAUCCCGGAUGUUUCAGUGUAACUGCGGAGCGGUGUCCGGGCAGCUUUCCUACUCCGUGUCAGAGGAGGUAAACCUCGGGACGUCUGUUGGCAAUCUCGCCAAAGAUCUGAACUUAAACGUGCAGGAUUUGGAAUCGCGUGUGUUUCAGAUUGUAGCUGGAUCAAAGAAAAAAUAUUUCGAUGUGAAUUUGAAGUCAGGUGUUCUUUACGUCAGCGAGAGGAUAGACAGAGAGGAGCUGUGUGGAAAAGCAGCAAAAUGCCACAUAAAUGUAGAGGCUGUUAUCAAUAACCCCCUGAAACUUUAUCGUAUUGAAGUAAAUAUUAUUGACGUGAAUGAUAACCCCCCCUCUUUCACUGCCAAAUCGCAAACUAUCGAUAUCGCAGAAAGCAUAUUGCCUGGAGCUACCUUCCCUGUGCUGUCUGCUUACGAUGCUGACGUUGGGAAAAAUGGUAUUAAUACAUACAAACUCAAACCGAAUGAAUACUUUUCUUUAGCAGUACACAAAGGUGAACGUGUGUCAGCAGAGCUGGUUCUUCAGAAAGCGUUAGAUCGAGAAAAGCAGGCUUCAAUUAAACUGACAUUGACUGCUUUAGACGGAGGGACACCCGUGAAAUCUGGUAUGUCAGAGAUCAUAAUAAAUGUUUUGGAUAACAACGAUAACAUUCCGAUUUUUUCAAAAACACUCUACAAAACAAGCAUAAUAGAAAAUGCCCCCGUUGGCACGAGAGUGAUUACAGUAACCGCCACUGAUGCAGACGAGGGGUCGAACAGAGAUAUUGCAUAUUUGCUGAAUUCGAAAGAUCAAGAUCACGUCUUAGAAACUUUCGAAAUUGAUUCUGGGACAGGAACAAUAACAAUAAAAGGCACUAUUGAUUUUGAGAGAAACCCUGCCUUUGAGAUUCGCGUGCAAGCUACAGACAAAGGCCAGCCUCCAUUAACUGCUCAAUGUAAAGUGCUUGUUGAAGUGGUGGAUCUAAAUGAUAAUGCUCCUGACAUCACGGUCACGUCGCUGCUGAAUACUGUGAAAGAGGACUCGGAAAUUGGCACUGCAAUUGCACUUGUUUCAGUUAUUGACAGAGAUGGGGGUAAAAAUGGUGAAGUCAAAUGUGAAAUAAUUAAUUCAGUGCCCUUUAAAUUAGAUACAAACUAUAAAAAUUAUUACUCCUUGGUUAUUGGUGAUGUCCUCGACAGAGAACAUGAUUCAACUUAUAACAUCACUAUUAAGGCGUCGGACGAAGGAAGCCCUCCUCUCUCCAGCUUAGCCCAAGUUACAAUUCAAGUUUCUGAUGUCAAUGACAAUGCACCUUCGUUUUCUGAGGCUUCAAUUAACAUGUAUGUGGGGGAAAAUAGUCCUGUAGGCACUAUUUUAAAAGCAGUGAGGGCAACUGAUGCUGACGAAGUAUUAACGGAGGAGAUACUUUUACCAGAACGCAGACUUUACCCAACACAGAAAAGGAUGUCUAGUCGGAUACUGUGGAGUCGUUUUGGGAGUCUGUUUCUCACUCUUCUUUGUCUUCUCGAAUGGUCCGCUGCUCAAAUAUCUUAUAGCAUUUCUGAGGAGGUGGAAAAAGGUACAGCGGUAGGGAAUCUUGUGAAAGAUUUAAAUCUCAGUGUACAGCAUUUCCAAUCUACGGCGUUUCAGAUUACAUCCGAGUAUAAAAAGCAGUAUUUUGAUAUCAGUCGCGAAUCUGGAGUACUUUUUGUGAGUGAAAGAAUAGACCGGGAGGAGCUUUGUCCGAAUAUGGUAAAGUGCUCUUUAAAUAUUGAAGCCGUUUUAAGUAAUCCUCGGAGUCUCCAUCGAAUUGAAAUAGUAAUUACUGAUGUCAAUGACAAUACUCCAUCUUUUCUUGAUGAAACAUGCACAGUUGAAAUAUACGAGUCUUCAUAUACCGGGGAAAGGUAUCCUCUCCCGUUAGCUCAUGACGCAGACUCUGGGGCCAAUUCGGUAAAGACUUACACCCUGAGCACAAAUGAGCAUUUUUCUCUAGAUAUACAGAACAAUGGCGACCAGAGUGUGUCUGCUGAAUUAGUACUUCAGAAAGCAUUAGAUCGUGAAAAACAGGCCGUUUUUGAGCUAAUUCUGAUGGCGAUUGAUGGAGGAAAGCCCCCAAAAUCAGGAACUUUACAGAUAAAUGUUAAUGUUCUGGAUGUAAAUGACAACUCUCCUGUUUUCAGUAAAUCACUUUACAAGGUGCAGGUGGUCGAAAAUGCAGAGAUUGGCACAGCAUUACUGACACUCACGGCUACUGAUUUAGACGAAGGUGUAAAUGGACAGAUCAUAUACUCUUUUACAGAGAGGGGGCGUUUAAACCCUGACGACAAAUUUUCCCUCAAUGAUGACACUGGAGAAAUUACAGUGAAAUGCUGUAUUGAUUAUGAGGAAAAUAAAGCAUUUGAAAUUCGUGUUCAGGCUAGGGACAAGGGCAAUCCACCGCGCAGUGCACAUAGUAAGGUUUUAGUCGAAGUUAUUGAUGUUAAUGACAAUGCUCCACAAAUAUUAGUGUCUUCACUGAUGAGCCCAGUGAAAGAGGACUCUGAAAGAGGCACUGCUGUUGCUAUGCUAACUGUCAUGGACAGAGAUGGGGGUAAGAAUGGACAGACAAAUUGUAGGAUAAAAGGUGAGGUGCCGUUUAAACUAAAACUUAACUAUAAAAACUAUUACUCUCUUUUGGUUGAUCGGACGCUAGACAGAGAAAAGGUGUCAUUUUAUAAUUUAACAAUUGUCGCUACAGAUGAAGGAACCCCUGCUUUGUCAAACACCAGUGUGGUCCCUAUUCAGGUUUCAGAUGUAAAUGACAAUCCUCCUCUUUUUGUUGAUUCACUAAUUAAUGUUUAUUUAAAAGAGAAUAGCCCAAUUGGAACUACUAUUCAUACGCUAACCACAUUUGAUCCAGAUUUCGAUGAAAAUGCUAAAUCAACUUACCAUUUAGUGAGCAGUUCUGUUAAAACUGUACAGACUACUUCAAUUGUAAUAGUAAAUUCAGAGACUGGAGACAUAGUCAGCCUGCAAGACGGAGGGAAAAAUGGCCAGACUCGUUGUUCACUUCUUGGCUCUACACCUUUCAAGCUGAUUUCGAAUUAUAAGAAUUAUUAUUCGUUAGUUGUAGAUGGCCCUCUGGAUCGAGAGGUACGCUCCGUUUACAAUGUCACAAUAACUGCAAACGACGAAGGAACACCGUCUCUUUCUAGCAUAGGUGUCAUUAAAGUACACGUCUCUGAUGUAAAUGAUAACAAGCCUAAUUUCCUUGAACCCGUAGUUAAUAUCUACGUAAGGGAAAACAGUCCAUUUGGAGCUAGUAUCUAUACUAUUACUGCCGUCGAUCCUGAUUUAAAUGAAAAUGGCAAGGUUACGUAUUCUUUACAAAGUGGCUCAAAAGAAAUUCCCUUCAACUCAUUUGUAAAUAUCAACCAAGACACUGGAGAUAUAGUCAGCCUACAGUCGUUUAACUAUGAGGAGUUAAAAACCUUCCAGUUCAAAGCUACGGGUAGUAUGGAGCAAGUAAUGGAUUUUCGGCUAAGGAUUUCUUUUUUAUUCCCUGUCUUUCACGUACUGAGUGUCGCAUCAGGACAGAUUGUAUAUUCUGUAACGGAGGAAUCGAGUCCGGCUACGACUGUGGGCAAUUUAGCAAAGGAUUUACAUUUGGAUGUCCACAGCUUGGAAACUCGAGGUUUUCAGAUUUCAGGACCUAACAAGAGAUAUUUCGAAGUGGAUGUAAAGACUGGAACUCUUUUGGUAAAAGACAGAAUAGACCGAGAAGAGCUCUGCUCUCGGAAUGUGAGGUGUUCUCUGGAAGUGGAAGCCAUUGUGAACUCUCCCUUGAAUCUGUAUCGCUUUGAGGUUAAAAUUGUGGACAUAAAUGACAACACACCCUCAUUUCGGAUACCAGAGAUCGUUCUGAAUGUGUCGGAGUUAGCUUCUCCUGGUGAAAAAUUCGCUCUGCCAAAGGCAUUUGACGCAGAUGUGGGGAGUUACUCCGUAAAGGGCUACAAGCUGAGUCAAAAUGAGCAUUUCACGCUCGACGUGCAGAAUAGUGGAGAGUCGAAUGUUUUUGCUGAAAUGGCGUUGAACAAACCUUUAGAUCGCGAAAAGCAGCCACUUAUUGAAUUAACACUGACAGCUACAGAUGGAGGAAAACCUCCAAAAUCAGGUACGUUACUGAUCACCGUUAAUGUGCAAGAUGUAAAUGAUAAUAUUCCCGUAUUCGACAGACUCCUGUACAAAGCCACUGUGCUCGAAAACACGCCGCCAGGAGCGACUGUCAUUUCUGUGCAUGCUAAAGAUUUAGACGAGGGUCUUAAUGGUGAAAUACAGUAUUCUUUUAUUAAUCAAGACAUUGAUAAUGAUGUUGAUAAAUUUCACAUUGACCCUAUAUCUGGGGAGAUAACCGUAAUUGGUCAUUUGGAUCAUGAAAAAAACAGUGCAGUGGAAAUCCGAGUCCAAGCGAAAGACAAAGGGCCAAAUCCACGUGCAUCUAACUGUAAAGUACUUGUCGAAAUCACUGACAUUAAUGAUAAUUCGCCAGAAAUAUCAGUGACAUCGCUAAUAAAUAUGGUGAGGGAGGAUGCACCCUUAGACACUAUGGUUGGACUUAUAACGGUGAGAGAUCACGACGCCGAUAAAAAUGGAAUUGUUCAUGUCAAAAUCGGUGACAGUGUACCGUUUGCUAUUAAAAACACAUACAAAAAUCAUUACUCUUUAACAGUAGCUGGAGCCCUCGAUAGAGAACAAUAUUCUCAAUAUAAUCUAACAAUUACAGCAACUGACGAGGGGCUCCCGCCCCUCUCCAGUGCCAUCGUUGUUACAGUGCACGUUUCCGAUAUCAAUGAUAAUGCACCUCGAUUUAAAGAGCCAAUUAUAAAUAUAUUUGUUAAAGAGAAUGGUCAGAUUGAUGCAGUAAUUCACAAAAUCACUGCAGAUGAUCCCGACGUGAACGAAAAUGCUGAAGUUACGUUUUCGGUAAUCAAGGAUAAUCAUAAACGUAAUACUAUUGCAUCACUGGUAAACAUCAACUCAGAGACUGGAGACAUAUAUGUGGUCAAAGCGCUGUCCAUGGUACUGAACUACUCAAAUCAUGGAACUAUUUAG
This is a messenger RNA of Menidia menidia (Atlantic silverside), 9951 nucleotides long. NCBI's taxonomy places the organism in Eukaryota, Metazoa, Chordata, Actinopteri, Atheriniformes, Atherinopsidae. The record is from the annotation of a GenBank genome assembly.